UAUCUAAUAACUCAACUUGUUCAAUUUGUGGGUCGCAGAUAUUCGUUCCACUCUUGUACAUGGAACACUACUUUAUUGUUGUGAUCAACUUCAUACAAAAAAGAGUGGAUUAUCUGGAUAAUAGAGUCUACGGAAAUUGGGAUGAUUCUCACUUCAAGAAGCUUGCCAUUAGUAUACGCUAUAACAUGAGUGAUUAUUUGGAUAGAUUUGAGCAUCCAUUGGCUGCUGAUUUAGUUUCAUAUGAUAUCAUUAAUGUCAAGUUUCCAUGGCAAACAAGUAAGCCAACCUUGGAUUGUGGUGUUUUUGCAAUGGUUCACAUGUUGAACUAUGAUGGAGAAAUAUUUGAGUCUCAGCUUGACAACGCCAAGAUAAGGCGUACAAUGAGAGCUGAAAUCUGUGCAGCCCUUGUUUUGUGUGAUAUCAAUAAUAUUAGGAAGGAGAUCAUCCAAAAGAUUCAUGAGUUCAAUGAGAUAAAGGCUUCUAUUCGAGACAAGUUGUGGAUGAUUUACAAGGAACAAGACAAUAUACGGAAAGAAACAGCUCGUUUAAAGGUGUAGAGUAAACAUAUAAUUCAUGAAGUUGCAGCUAAAUAAUUCUCACACAUUUACAAGUAUUUUUUUCCACUUUUGUAGAGGG
Messenger RNA from Beta vulgaris subsp. vulgaris (sugar beet), 636 nucleotides. RefSeq lists its product as uncharacterized. The transcript has 2 exons. The record is from RefSeq and is a predicted model, not a curated record. Lineage: Eukaryota; Viridiplantae; Streptophyta; Magnoliopsida; Caryophyllales; Amaranthaceae. The coding region runs from base 60 to 557 and encodes 165 amino acids.